CCCCCCACCCGGUGAACAUAUGCGAGCCUGCUGCCUAGCGGCAUCAAGUUUCAACUGGGUUCAACUGAGAAGCUGUUAGACGAUCUUUCCCUCUUGCCACGUCGCUCACUGGGACUGUGCCAAGCGCAAAAGAUGUCCAACCUUCUCUCAUUGCUGCCUGUCAGCAUUCCCUCGAGCCCCCAUGUUAUCGUUACAGACCAUCCAUACCUUGCGGCCGUCCUUCUUGCACUUGGCUCCCUCUCUUUGGUCAAGUUCAUCAUCAAGACACUCGGGGUAUUUACCCAGACUUUCCUUCUCCCGGGAAAGAGCUUGAAGAAGUAUGGUGCUGGCAAGGGCGCUUGGGCUGUGGUCACUGGCGCCUCAGAAGGCAUUGGACGCGAGUUCGCUCUGCAGUUGGCUGCAAAGGGAUUCAAUGUGCUCGUCGCUGCUCGAAAUGCCAAGGCAUUGUCCGAGCUCACGACUGAAAUUGAAUCCAAGUCCAAGGUACAGACCAAGACUCUGGUCAUGGAUUUCAGCAAGCUAGACGAUGCUAGUCAAUGGGGCCGUUUCCGUUCUGAGGUCGAGAACCUUGACGUUGGUGUCCUUAUUAACAAUGUCGGUAGGUCACAUAACUACCCCACAGAUUUCGUCGAUACGCCUGUAGACGAGGUGGACAAUAUCGUGAAAAUUAACGUCAAUGCUACGGUUCAUGUUACCAAGGCUAUCGUCCCUGGUAUGGUUCAACGUCGGCGUGGUUUGGUCAUUUCCAUCGGUUCAUUCUCAGGCGUCAGCGUUGUCUCGCCCAUGUUGGCUACUUACGCCGGCACAAAAUCCUUCCUUGCCUCAUUCUCUGCUGCCCUGGCUGAAGAAGUCAAAGGUAAGGGUGUAGACGUUGAGUCCUUGAACACGUACUUCGUCGUUUCGAACUUGUCAAAGAUCAGGAAACCCAGUCUCAUGAUUCCCACACCGAAAGUAUACGUUCGCUCUGUUCUUUCCAAGAUAGACCUUCCCUGCGGUGCACUCUUCACUGGCCGUCCGCAUGUCGUCACUCCUUACUGGAGCCACGCCCUGCUAGACUGGCUCAUGGUGGGUAUUUCCAGAACGUGAUCGGAUGGAAGAUGUUCUUCGCUCGAUACACGCAUAACCUCCAUAAAUCCAUCAACAAGCGCGCUUUGAAGAAGAUAGAACGGGAGGCUAAGAAGCAGUGAUUAUUUUCAGGAUACAGCUGUAUAUGCUUUUUGUGCUGUCUACUUUCUCUCCUGUCUCGUGCUGGAUUCGGACCCCAUGUCUCAUGCAGUGCACUUCGGCGAUUGUCGUGGAAAUGUUACUAAAUUCUUUCUGUGGAAAAGUACUGAAACUGUUUGGAUACCCGUGGUCGUAAUCCCCGUCACCGCUUGUCUGUUCGGAUGGCCUGGUUUAAAAGCAAAGCGGAAUGUGUAUUACAGUCCAGGAGCUGAGCAAGUUGCAUGGUCGAUUCACAGGUUGUAAAUUGAUAAUUGCCUUUUUGUUUGGGUUGUGAAAGGCCACAUUUACGGCCAUUACUACCAGUUAUGAAAAAAACUCAGGGCCGAUCGAUCGAGCCAAACUGUAGCACAACACAUAAGUUCAUGCUAGCUAUGGUGCAUACAGGCCUGGCCAGCUCCCAAAAAUCCAAUCACAUUCCGCUAGAAAUCAGGGAUCAUCAAGCAGCAUGUAUUUCAGUCCUGUACUUCACGUUCUCACAGGUGCAAAGAAUAUUGAGAGAGAAUAUGCGAGUCCUGCUAUACUUAGCCUUAAAACAAUGUCUCAGAACCUCGAAAUAAUUGAGAAUGAGACAGGAGAACUAGUUUCCCGCUAGUCGACAAAGCAAGACACUAAGCUUUCUUG
Molecule: messenger RNA, 1845 nt
Organism: Somion occarium
Lineage: Eukaryota; Fungi; Basidiomycota; Agaricomycetes; Polyporales; Cerrenaceae
Source: the annotation of a GenBank genome assembly